CAAUGUUUGUACAACGUACUAUGUACAUCACUCGCUGCCAGUGAGAGACCUGAGUCCGACGUGAAACCCCCCACUUGUGACGUAUCUCAGCCUGGCUUCCCCAGAAAACGCACUGCAGCCUUGCAUCCCGCCACCACGGCCGUGCCUCGGACUCGGACUCGAUAUAAAAGGACCCCUCAGGCUGUGCUACCCCGGUCUUCCGUCUCAAUAUCAAUAAUAUUCAUCUACAAUCUAAUCAGACAUCCAUCCAAACCACGUACAACAAAGUCCAAAAUGUCCAACUCAAACAACUACGGCUCCUUCGCCUCCGCCUCAUCAUCCACCUACAUUUCAUCUUCAUCCUCAUUCUCUUCCUCCAACAACAAUAAUCCAUCGGUAUCCAGCCACCGAUACACCGAAACCAUGACGAGUUCCGACCGCGACGGCACCACGAUCCGACGCUCCGAAGAACAAAACGGCCAACCGACCCUGCACGAAGAGACUUAUUAUCCUCCCGCCGGUGGACGCAUCACGAAUGGUGGCCAACAGCAACAACAGACGCAAAAUAGGAUCGAAGAUGUCACCGACAGUGAUGCUGCCGCCGACCAAGCGGAAAGAGAUCGAUUGUACGAAGAGAGGAUGGAGGAUGAAUAUGCUAAGAGGGAGGGUGGUGCAUAAAAACUGGUCAUCAUUUAUACACUGGCAUCCCGACCCAUCCCAUCCCAUUGCAUUCUAUCGUAUCCGUCGCCUUACCAUUGGGUUGGGUGGUAAGCGGUGCUACAUACACUGCAGCGCUACCAGUACUCUAGGACGGAACAACUAUAUUCGGUGCGACCUAUGCGACUUCUCAACUCAUAUAUGUACCUAUAUAAUCUGAAACUUUUAGUUCACUGCCUGAAUAAGAUUGUGCUCAAGCCUCA
This is a messenger RNA of Exophiala dermatitidis NIH/UT8656, 899 nucleotides long. RefSeq lists its product as uncharacterized. The record is from RefSeq and is a predicted model, not a curated record. The coding region runs from base 274 to 657 and encodes 127 amino acids. The transcript has a single exon. Lineage: Eukaryota; Fungi; Ascomycota; Eurotiomycetes; Chaetothyriales; Herpotrichiellaceae.